AUGACGAACAUAAUUUUUAACAAAUCAUUCAUAUUUCUCUGCUCUCUAAUAACGGUAACCAUAUUUAACAUGGCCCCCCUGACCUUGGCUUGUUCUAGUCGUUCAUUGCCCAAGCCAAGGCCAUCAUCGAUAGCUGCACCCACAUCCACAAAGAUACCGAUUACCACAACCUUACAUACCACAUCGACAACGACAAGGGAGACUACCACUACAACGACAACAACAACGACCACCACCACUACUACGCCCAGACCCAACAUCACUUUCCCAACCUUCAAAUGUCCCGCCACCUAUGAUGCCUGGUAUUGUUUGAAUGAGGCCACCUGCUUUACCGUCAAAAUUGGUGAUUCCAUUAUGUAUAAUUGUGAAUGUGCUAUUGGGUUUAUGGGUCCACGCUGUGAAUACAAAGAAUUGGAUGGUUCAUAUCAACCCAAAAGGCCACGACCAAUUUUGGAGAAGGCCAGCAUUGCCAGUGGUGCCACAUGUAUCCUCCUAUUUUUGUUAUUUGUCUGUUUGACUUUGUAUUUGCGUUACGAUCAGAAAUCCACCAAAAUUCUUAUGGAAAAUGAAGAUUAUCAUUACAGCACAUCUUCUCCUUAUGUUCCGCAAUCAAUGAAUUCCUAUAAUAAUUGUCGUUUUUGUUCGGAUAAAUAUUGCUGUUCGUCGUCCUCCUCCUCCUCCACCAUCAAUGAUUCGAAAUUUCUAUUGGCAAAUGAUAAACAUUCAAAGGGUAGCAGCUCGUCCUCUUGGUUUAGACAACACAUUGAGGCCUUUCCCAUGGGUCUAACCAUCAAGCGUUUUAAUAAAAUUUAA
Messenger RNA from Musca vetustissima, 813 nucleotides. Its product is annotated as protein spitz-like. Gene Ontology annotation, molecular function: epidermal growth factor receptor binding; receptor ligand activity. Gene Ontology annotation, biological process: epidermal growth factor receptor signaling pathway. The record is from RefSeq and is a predicted model, not a curated record. The transcript has a single exon. Bases 1 to 813 code for a protein of 270 amino acids. Lineage: Eukaryota; Metazoa; Arthropoda; Insecta; Diptera; Muscidae.